This is a messenger RNA of Brassica rapa (field mustard), 3867 nucleotides long. RefSeq lists its product as uncharacterized. The record is from RefSeq and is a predicted model, not a curated record. NCBI's taxonomy places the organism in Eukaryota, Viridiplantae, Streptophyta, Magnoliopsida, Brassicales, Brassicaceae.
GUUGUCCCUGCGCGCCUAUGGACAUAAGCCAAAGUAGGAGAUUUCGAAACGCGUAAGAGUAGGACGAAUCAAAGAACUGUAAUUUGGGUUUCUUACAUGGAGCUUCAAGAUUCGGUUCAAAACCAGAGCCAUUGUCUUUCAGAUAUCAAAAAUAACCCUAGUUGCUCUUCUUUCUCAUAUAAAGACAGUUUGGUUUUUGGGAAGUUUCCAUAAACGGCUUGUGGAUAUGUGAAAUCCAAGUGGCCGAGUACAUUUUUGACUUUCACUGUUUUGACCCCUUUCAAUACUAAUAUUUAUUGAUUUUGGUAACGGUGUUUAAUUAGAUAAUAAAUAUAAAACUGGGCAUGGAAGAUGGAAACUAGAAUAGCAAGUCUUUUUUAAGUUCAUAACCAUGCUACUUGAAUCCUUAUUAAUUUGAAAGAUAUAGGAGAUAAUGUACAUCUCUAAUAUGAGAGAGGGGUUCCAUAUUCAGCAAAUUUUCAAAGCUCUUCUAUAAAGAAGAAAUAUUAGAUACUCUUUAGACCAAAAAAAAUAAUUAAAUACUCAUAGUCUCAUACAAUAGUUUCGUAUGAGACUUGCAUUAUUUCACUUUUAUUUGUUUGAAAGAGCUGAUACACAGGUUGAUGAUAAAAAGAAUUGAAAACACAUUUUUUUGUCAAAGUCAAAUUGAAAACACAUAUUCAAAUUACCGAAAUUUAUAUUUUUUUGGCAACAUUCUUUUUUUUAGUAUUUUGAUGAUACUGAAAAAACAUUUCAUGACCAAGUUUCUUGAAUCCUGAUUAAUUUGAAAGAUAUAAGAGUGUGAGACAGAGUGAUGUAGCAGAAGCUACAAAUAUUCUUAAUUAGUUCAAAGAAAUACCUACGAAUCUAUGUUUUCUGAAUUCGUUGAGAUUCACAAAUCUAUAGUAAAAAAAAUUGAACAUAUUUUUUUCAGUGGUUUAUAAAAAUUUCAUGUAAGAAAAUUCUUUUACUAAUAAAUAUCAUAAAUCGUUUACAACUUUAGACAUUAAAAUAUCUAAAAAAUUUAAAAUCUUUAAAAUAAUUUCAACUAAUUAAGAUAGAUACUUAAAUAAAUAAUAAACUUGAUAAUAUCUCUCCGUAUCAUAGGGGUUUCCAAAGAACACUAAAUAAAAAUAUUAGAUAUCCUUACAAUAGUUUCUUAUUUGACUUGCAUUAUUUCACUUUUAUUUGUUUGAAAUAACUAAUAUAGUUUAGUGAUAGAUAAAAAAAUGAAUUGAAAACACAUUCUGUUUUUUUUUGUCAUAGUCAAAGGCAAAUUGAAAAUAUAUAUUCAAAUUACAGAAUUCUACUGUUUUCUUUUGGUAAUUUAUUUUCUUUUUAGUAUUUUGACGACACAUUUUCAUAUUCUGUAAAACAUUUUUUACAGUAUUUUGAUAAUACAUUUUCAAAAUUUAUAAACAUUUGCAUGUACAGUUGUCUCGACAGACCGAAGCUGUAAUCAAUCAAACACUCCAUCCGUGUCUAUUUUUCUUUCUACAGUACUUGGUUUAAUUCUUUUAGGAGUGCGGCAUGUGAAUAACUUUUUGGGUUCAACUUUGCCUUGGGUAAGCUAACCUGUAGUAAACACAAAUUUCCGUUUGGGCUUUCGUAUGGGCAAUUUCCCAUAUAUAAGGAAAUAUAAUUAAAAAAUUAUUUUGAUAAUACAAGUUAACUUACAUCUCGUUAAAUAUAUAUUUUGAUAGUAUUAUUCUUUUUCUUCUCAACAUUGUCAAAGACCCAAUCAAAUACUGAUACCCUCAUCUUGAAUUCUUGAUCUUACAAAACAGAAGUAAUAAAUUAGAAGAAAACUCAUUAUCACUACUUGUACGCAGGGAUGUGAAAGCGGGUUGGCCCACCCGUUUUGACUUGGACAUUAAUACAUAUAGUGAAAUAAAGGAAACUUAGUUUCAGAAGUUUCCAUAUUCGGCAAUUUCGUAUCUCUAAGCAAAUGAAAAGUUUCCAAAGCCCCUAUAUAAAAAGAGAAGAGGAAGGGGAGGAGGUAAGGCAUAAGCAAUUAGGGUUCUUUGGAAAAGUGAAAGAAGAAAAAUGUCUCUGUUUCUCAGCCGAAUCUCGAAGCUCUCUGCUUACAAGGUGAAGAAUGCUCGCUUCUUCUCAUCGCUUCCUGAGUCGUCUCCGUAUCUGCUGCUGAGCAGUGAGAAGUUGGGAGAGACUUGUGAGGGUAACGAAACCGUACGUCAAAAGUUGUUCGAUCCGAGGAAGGAGGAAACAGUGAGUGGUAGUGAGAAAACCCUUCCCAAGGAGCUCGAAGGGGACAUUCUCGUGGGAGCAUCUAAAGGAUGGGUUCUUUCUAUGGACAAGAAGGAUUCUUCCCUACAUCUCACGGAUCUGUGCAAGCCAUGGGUCUCUUCUUCGCCAAGAGUCAUGUCCUUGCCAAGUCUAGGGUUCGAUCCUUGUGUCACCGUGAAACAAGUGUCUCUCUCCUCUUCUUCCCCUGACGAGUGCACUGUAGCUGCAAACUUCAGUGAGUCUCAGCUAAGUGUGUGCAGGACUAAUUGCGACUCUAGUUGGACUCAUUUCAAAACCCCUUUCCCACUCUUGCAAGCCUCUGAUCUCAUGUACUCCAAAAGAGACAAUGCCUUCUACUUUGCGAGUAACAAGGGUCUCUACAUGGGUUCGCUGCAUCUCAGCAGCAACAAGCUCAAGUAUCAAGAACUGCGCUUCAGUAGCCUGCCUAAGUUCCCAGAGGCUGAGUGGGAGAUGUUGGAUACAUGUUUCAUGAGCAAACACUUUGUGGAGUCACCCUCUGGUGAACUUUUCUUUGUCAAGUGGUACCGCCAGUUUUUGCACAAGGAGAAUAAUAAUAAUGGGAGGAGGGAAGUGGAAGAUAUUCAUAGCAAAACCAGGUGGUUCAUGGUUUUUAGACAAGAUGACAAUACCAAAGCCCUUUCUUACACUCAAGACAUUGGGGAUCUCUGCAUCUUCCUUGGCAAGAGUGAAGCUUUCUGUCUCUCCGCCAGCUUGUACCCGGGGCUCAAACCUAACUCCAUCUACUACAUUGGCUCUGGACUUGGUUCAUACCAUCUCCCUUCUGGUACUGUCCGUCCCUACAAUCCCCUUGGUUCACCUAAAACACUCCACGCGCCUUUCUGGCUUGAUCCUAUCUCUAGCUAGAGCCACUUGGGGUUUGGGCCUAUUUCAGUAAAUAAUAAUAAUAAGUGGUGAUCAGUCUUGCCACUGCUUUGUUAGGAUUUGUGUGUUCUACUACUUAGAUUUGCCUCUGGUUUUCGUUUUCCAUCAUUAGUGGGUCACCACCACUCCACUCGCUUUGAUGUGUUAAUCUUUGAAUUUUAAUAUAUACUAGAUUUUGAUCCGCACGAAUAACUUUUUUAAAAAAAUAAUUAAGAUCGAUCAUGAUAUUUUAACUAUGUUUACAUGUUAGUAUAUUGCUUUUAGAUAUUUAGACAAACAAAAUGAUAUGCAUUGUUUCAUUAGUUGGAUCGGUUUGUUAGAAUGGUUCAGCCGUGACUCUUUUGCUUCGUCAGGUACAUGUUGUUCCUAAAACACCUUUGUGUUGACCAAAUAAAAUUGGCAAAAAAAAUAAAAUUGUUAGAACUGAAGAACCGAUUUUUAUGAAAAACUCGGUUAAAAAUUCAAUUAUAUUUCAAUGAUUUUUCUCUUAAAAGGUAGUACAUCAGAUAUAGUUUUUUCUCUUUCAAUUUGAAUUGAUUUAGUUAGAUAUGCUAUUAGAAUAGAUAUAAUGAUAGAUAAGUUUCUCUUUCAGUGUACAUUGAUUUAGUUAGAUAAGUUAUUAGAGUGGAUAUAAUGAUAGGUAAUACGAAGAAAAAAAGUUUUGUAUACAUAAUUCUAAAAAUGUUAAAAUAUUUUUUUUGCAUGAAGAUGUAAAAU